This is a messenger RNA of Dictyostelium discoideum AX4, 753 nucleotides long. RefSeq lists its product as hypothetical. The transcript has a single exon. Gene Ontology annotation, molecular function: actin binding. Lineage: Eukaryota; Evosea; Eumycetozoa; Dictyosteliales; Dictyosteliaceae. The record is from RefSeq and is a predicted model, not a curated record. The coding region runs from base 1 to 753 and encodes 250 amino acids.
AUGUCCUUUUUAAAAAAAAGAAAGAAGAAAUCAACAUCAACACUAACAUUAAAUAGUAAUAGCAAUAAUUCUAAUAUUGUUUGUGUAAAUAAUAAUAAUAAUAAUAAUAAUAUUAAUAAUAAUAAUAAUAAUAAUAAUAAUAAUAAUAAUAAUAAUAAUAAUAAUAAUAAUAUAAAUAGUCAUGGUAUCAAUUUAAUAAUUAAUAAAAAAAUUAAAAAAUUAACAUCAAGUACAAGUUGUCCAAAUAUGUUAACAAUAAAAGAAGAAGAAAAUGAAAAAUAUAAUAAUAAUAAUAAUAAUAAUUCCGAUAAUUUAAAUGAUAAUUUAAAAGAUACAAUAAUAUUAAAUUGGAAUAAAUAUACAGAUAAAUUAAUAAAACAAGGUUAUUUAGAAUGUGGUAUUUUAGAUUUAGAUAGUGGUGAAUUAAAUAGUAGUAGUAGUUGCAAUAGUAGUAUUAGAUUUAUAAUUAGUUAUCAAGAAUGGCAAGAAAUUAAAAAUAUUUUACAAGGUAGUUAUUUAACAACAAUAAGUUGUUCAAAAAAAAGAUUCUAUGUAGUUGCCUCAAAUGAUUUCAUAAUUGCUGGUCGUGAUUCUCAAAAUCAAUCUUUUAUUCUUAGAAAAACUCAAACUAAAGCAAUCAUUGGUAUAUUUAAUAUGAAUAAAUUACAAAUUGAUGAUGCUCAUAAACUAUUAAAUGAUUUAUAUAAUGAAAUUAUAAAAGAUGAUAAAACUGAAAUUUAUCCAGUUGAAUAA